Thlaspi arvense is the source of this 534-nucleotide messenger RNA. Lineage: Eukaryota; Viridiplantae; Streptophyta; Magnoliopsida; Brassicales; Brassicaceae. The record is from the annotation of a GenBank genome assembly.
AUGAUUAACGUUCUUUUACCAGGAAGAGAUGUACCUUCAGAGUUCGAUCACCGAGCCAGAGGAAACUCCUUGACAGUUCCUCAUUCUGGUUUCGUCAGUUUUAAGGUUUGCCUCGUGAUUUCACGAAACCCUCGGAAAAACAGAGACUAUGUAAAUUCACAGCUAUUGAGCUGUCGCAUAUUUGGCAAAGACGACUUAUACCCCAUUGACAGGGAAUUCUACGUAGGUAAUGCCUUGGACUAUCGAGCGGAACAUCUGUUUAUAUUUCACUCUCGCCUACUUGACGAACGUAUCGUUGACCUUCUUAAAUCGAAGAGAGAGAUAAGGUUCGAAUUCAGCAACACAUCCAGUGUCUUUGACAUUAUCGAGUGUGGUGCCAAGAUCUGGACCCAGCAAAACAUCAAAGGGAGCUACGAAUCUGGAUUAGAACAAGUGUUAGAAGACGAAAUUGAGCUUGAGCCCAGCGAAGCCUUUGAAGACGACGUUGAGCCUUUGAAGACGACACCGAACACAGUGAACCUACAAAUGGAGUAA